Messenger RNA from Magnolia sinica, 1017 nucleotides. RefSeq lists its product as uncharacterized. The record is from RefSeq and is a predicted model, not a curated record. The coding region runs from base 289 to 810 and encodes 173 amino acids. NCBI's taxonomy places the organism in Eukaryota, Viridiplantae, Streptophyta, Magnoliopsida, Magnoliales, Magnoliaceae. The transcript has 2 exons.
GAGGCACCCUUUUCUCCCUCACCUCUCUCUGCCGCUCUCUUCUUCUAUUCACUGCAGCAACGACAGCAGCGAGAAGGACAAAAGAGGAAAACAGAGACUCUCUAUCUCUCUGCAGCAACUACAGCAUCGAGAGGGGCAAAAGGGGAAAAGAGAGACUCUCUCACUCUGCAGCAACUACAGCAUUGAGGGGCAAAAGGGGAAAACAGAGACUCUCUCUCUCUCUCUCUGAGCAGUAACUACAGCAGCGAGAGGGGCAAAACGGGAAAACAGACUCAAAACUUCUCAACAAUGACGAGCAGAUCUCCCAUAUUUCCAAUGCCAGAACCGCAGCAUUUCAGCGACUACGGCUUCGACCCUCAAAUCGACUAUUUCCAGAUCCUGGAAGAAGCACGGAAGCACAAGCGCGAGUCCCGAUCAAUUGACGCACUCCAUUUCAAGCUCCAAAAACCCAUCUCGAAGGAAGAUUCAAAGAAGACGAAGAAGCGAAAAUGGUGGAAAAACGCGCUUCUGUUCUGGAGAUCCAAGUCGAGAGAAGACAACGAAAGGCAGCAAAAUCGCAACCAUUUUGAAACGAGUCGAGCGAGCGAGUCAUGUUACAGGGCGAUUUCCAGCCCCGUGUAUGUUGUUGGAGAGAGCGGCUUGGGUACGCCGAGUCGGAGUCGGCCGACUUCGGGCCCACUCGCUGGGACUUUGACUCCGACUCGGAAUGGGGAUGUUGAUAUCCCUUAUCUGAGCUUGAGAGAACUGAAUCUGGAGCAUCAUCAUCAGCGGAUUUCGAUUUCUUCGAUGCCCAUUUACUUGGUUACUUAGAUUUUUCUGAUGUAGGUUUUUUAUUUUGCCUCCUUUCUGAGAUUUGAAAGAGAAAGAUGGCAUUUUCGGAUAGUUUCGUUUGAAAUUUAGGAUCUUCUUGUAGUGAUUUUGUAUUUUUCUGUUUUCGGGUUUGUAAUCGGGUUUGAGUUUUUAACUGGAUGUAACCCGAUGAUUUUGACUCGGUUGAUUGAGUCGGAAGUUGGAAAA